UCUGUCCCUACCCAUGUUUUACACACACAGCUCAGCUGAGAGGAAAAAAAGAGAGACGAUCUGAAGUCCAUCCUGGACCAGGCUGAAGCUCCCUUUGUUCCACACUGGCUUCAACAAAAUUAACGGGACAUUUUUUCUCUGUUUGCUUCAGAGGCGUCAGGAAAUAUUAAUGACAUGGACUUACAGGAGGCUGUACAUAUGGAUCAGUGUGGGCCGUGCCUGAAGAGAAGAAGGCACGACAGCGAACAAUCUGUCUCCAGUGGAACCAGCAGCUGUUCUUCUGCUUUGGAGUACACUGAUCUGGAGGCGGCUGAAGCUCUGGUGUGUAUGAGCUCCUGGGGUCAACCUGUGUUUCUCGGUGGCGGCAGCAACAAGCUGAACACCUGCAAGCCCCGGCCCCUCACUCCUGCUUCUGAUUCCUGUGACUCCCUCCUGCCGCUGGAGCUCCAGGAGUCCCCAAGGGACUUUGUGUCCCUCUCCUCUCUGUGUAUGACACCUCCCCACAGCCCCAGCUUUGUUGAGACCUCUUCAAGUGGCUCGGUCCAGUCUUCCCCGACACCCACUGUGUCCACGGCAUUCUCUGGACCUGAGCUCCAUCAACCCAACCUGGCCCACACUCCUGAAAGGACCCUGUCCCUGCCUGCUCCGCCACACCCCUGCAGAGCCAUGGCGACCAGCGUCAUCAGGCACACUGCGGAUAGAGACCUGUGCCAGCAGCACCACAUUCCAGUCACCUCCAUUUCACAGAAAACUGCGAGCACAGUGACUGCAACAGGAACAAUAGUGUGCAUGCAGCAGCAACAGGAAUGCAUCACAAACACACCUCAGUCUCUUCCUGCAGUAGCAACACAGCACCCUGUCAGUCCCUCUAAACCUUCCUUGGACAUUAUCGCCAUCUCCACAGUCAACACCCAACCACAAAGCCCACCCACAGGCUCCCCACCCACCCUCUCUCCUACUUCAGUGAGCAGUCCACAAAUCAUCUGCCAGAUGUUCCCCAUCUGCAGCCAAUCGGGAAUAAUCUCAGCGUUCAUCCCCAGUCCAGGUCAGACCUCCGGUACAGGAAUUCGGACUGCCACAACACCCAUCCUCCCCCAUCCCGCGUCAGCCAACAGUCCCUCCCUCCAGCAGCCCCUUAUUGUGGGCUCAGCAGUGCCACAGGCCACGGUAAUGCUGGUCCUCCCUCAUUCCUCAGUCCCCCAGGCCCCUCAGGGCCAACAGACUGUCAUGACCCUGGGCAACACCAAACUGCUACCUCUAGCCCCAGCCCCCGUCUACAUGCCGGCUGGGCCCUGCAGCAACACGGCAGCCACAAAAAUUGACUUUUCUCGCAGGAGAAACUACAUCUGCAGUUUUACAGGUUGCAGAAAAACUUACUUCAAGAGCUCACACCUCAAGGCUCAUUUACGAACACACACAGGUGAGAAACCAUUCAGCUGCAGCUGGGACGGGUGUGAUAAGAGGUUCGCCCGCUCCGAUGAGUUGUCUCGUCACCGGCGCACGCACACCGGCGAAAAGAAAUUCGUCUGUCCGGUGUGCGAUCGGCGAUUCAUGCGCAGCGACCACCUGACCAAACAUGCUCGCCGUCACAUGACCACAAAGAAGAUCCCCACCUGGCAGGCGGAUGUUCGCAAUCUGAGCAAAAUGGCUGCAGACAAAACUCCUCCCCCUAAGGCUGCCAUUGGCACGCUGAGCAUGCUAGUACCUGCCAGCUCCAAGUAGACGCUGAACAAAUGCCAUCUUUCUCAGUCUGUGCAUACAUUGGUAUGUGGAUGCUCUCAUUGGAAACAAGUAAUGAAAGCCAAGUAAUAUUUUCAUUUCAAAGUAUUAAAUUGAAUCAUGAGCCAUUCCGCCUUUUUGAGGUCAACAACAGGCGAGUUGACAAAUUAGUUCAAUAUUCUUUCAUGUCUAAGAUUUCAAAAAAAUUCAAUUUUUAUACCCUAGUCCAGAAGGUACUGUUUGGUUUCCUCUUGUCUUUCUAGUCAGUUUUAGUAUUUUGUUAUCAAAUUAGCAAAAUUAGGCCUAUAAUUAGGCAUAGCUCUGACCACUAGGUGGCAGAAAAGUGCUUCUAGUAAGAUCCUCAGUAUGUGUGAAAUAUGCAUCAACUGGCAUUAGUGGGAUUGGAAAUGGUUUGAGGCCAAAACACAAAAGUAAUCUGCGUGGAAUUAAGUUUGUUUUUUUUGUUACAAGUUAGCAUUAUUUCUACCCACAGAUAUUUACUUCCACAUCUCACCAAAAUGGCUAAUCCAGA
This is a messenger RNA of Poecilia latipinna (sailfin molly), 2251 nucleotides long. RefSeq names its product Kruppel like factor 11b (gene klf11b). Lineage: Eukaryota; Metazoa; Chordata; Actinopteri; Cyprinodontiformes; Poeciliidae. The transcript has 4 exons. Gene Ontology annotation, biological process: regulation of transcription by RNA polymerase II. The coding region runs from base 175 to 1722 and encodes 515 amino acids. The record is from RefSeq and is a predicted model, not a curated record. Gene Ontology annotation, molecular function: RNA polymerase II cis-regulatory region sequence-specific DNA binding; DNA-binding transcription factor activity, RNA polymerase II-specific.